CUAGUUGAGUCUCAUAAAUAGUGUAAUUAGUGAAAAUAAUAUAAUACCCAGCUUAAUUGCGCACGAAAGGCGUUUUGCCGAAAUAAAUUAUGCUGGAUGAUAGUUGCCCUAAAAACAUGUGUUAGCCCGGCAUGAAACUUGUAAGAAUGGCGUAUAAGUACAUUGUUUUACAGACAUUGGAGCGAAUUUGACUGAUUCCAUGUACCAAGGCUGCUAUGGCGGCUCAACAAAGCAUCCGGCAGAUUUGGACAUUGUUUUGAAACGUGCUUGGGAUCAUGGACUGCAAAAAUUAAUAAUAACAUCAGGCUGUGUAAAAGACGUAGAUGAAGCGCUAACAUUGGCAGCAAAAGAUGAGCGUUUGUAUACUACGGUUGGCACACAUCCUACGCGAUGCAGCGAAUUUCUGCCAAGCCCCGAGCAGUAUUUCGAAGAUUUGCACUCUAGAAUUAAGGCGAAUCCACAGAAAGUUGUAGCUGUGGGUGAAUGUGGUCUGGACUACGAUCGACUUCAUUUUUGCGAAAAAGAAACACAGCAGCUGUACUUCGAAAAACAGCUUGAGCUUGCGGAGGAAUUUAAAUUGCCUCUAUUUUUGCAUAUGCGUAAUGCAUAUACGGAUUUCAUGUCCAUAUUGGAGCGUAACCGGGACAAGCUGCAGGCCUGCGGCGGCGGUGUGGUGCACAGCUUUACAGGCAGCCUGGAAGAGGCACAAGGCAUACUAGCAUUUGGAGGACUGUAUAUAGGUAUAAACGGUUGCUCUCUUAAAACAGAGGAAAAUGUAGAGGUGGUUAGGCAGCUGCCGAAUGAUCGCAUUAUGCUGGAAACUGACUGCCCCUGGUGUGGCAUUCGUCCAACACAUGCAAGCCACAAGCAUUUGACAACAAAGUUCCCAACUGUGAAGAAAAAGGAGAAAUGGACCGCCGAUACGCUUAUCGAUGGACGCAAUGAGCCUUGUCAGAUAAGUCAAGUGCUGGAAGCCAUUGCGGGCAUUAAACAGGAGCCCAAGGAGAAACUAGCAGAGCUUUACUAUCAAAAUACACUAGAUAUGUUUUUUAAAGCGAAAUAAAAUCA
Molecule: messenger RNA, 1068 nt
Organism: Drosophila busckii
Lineage: Eukaryota; Metazoa; Arthropoda; Insecta; Diptera; Drosophilidae
Product: putative deoxyribonuclease TATDN1
Exons: 4
Coding region: 200-1063 (287 amino acids)
Cellular component (GO): cytosol
Molecular function (GO): 3'-5'-DNA exonuclease activity
Source: RefSeq, a predicted model, not a curated record